Messenger RNA from Anopheles darlingi, 4051 nucleotides. Its product is annotated as protein lingerer. The coding region runs from base 466 to 2721 and encodes 751 amino acids. Gene Ontology annotation, cellular component: cytoplasm. The transcript is spliced from 2 exons. Gene Ontology annotation, biological process: cell surface receptor protein tyrosine kinase signaling pathway. Lineage: Eukaryota; Metazoa; Arthropoda; Insecta; Diptera; Culicidae. The record is from RefSeq and is a predicted model, not a curated record.
AAGGGCUGCAAAAGUCGCAAAAAUACUCGAAUAUUUUUGCGAAUUCUUUGUUUUUCCGCGGUUUAUUCGACGAUUUUUCGCCACGAGUUGAGAGUUUUAGGAACGCACUACAGUUCCGCGAAUCGUUCGACGAAUUCCGCGGAAUGUCUUCCAGAGUAGUGGGUUCGUGCGUGCCCGUGCAAAACCGUCGUCGUCCUCUGUGUGCUGCUCCCGCUGGGAUUCGCUAGGAGCAGGAAGGGCUGCAAAAUCUGAAAACAACGCCUUCCCGUCCUCGGAAACCCUCGCCUAACACGCUACUUGUGAGAAGUGAAUCGAAGGAAAUGUCUGCGUGCGGGACCUCUUAUCAUAAGCUCAUACGAAGCAGGUCCUUUCUAUAGAUAAACUAGUGCCCGGAAUUAGGAAAACAAUUGCAGCAGCCCCGGGAAACCACGAUAUUCCUAGAAGAUACCCAACAGGGACAGCGCCAUGGGCUGCAUCAACUCGAAGAAGGACGUAAACGAUGCGCAUUCCAACAUUUUCCACGUGAUUAACCUGGACGAUGAUGGGACGGAGCGAUGGAGCGGUCAGCUGGAGGUAUCGCGCACCGAGCUUACGCUCUAUCGGAAGGGCAAAGAUCCGACGACGUGGCCGCUGAAGUGCUUACGGCGCUACGGUUUCAAUGUGGAUCAGUUCAGCUUCGAGGCGGGUCGACGGUGCGCAACUGGCGAGGGCAUCUAUGCCUUCCGAUGCCGCAGAGCCGAGGCCCUGUUCUAUACCGUACAAUCGUACAUCCAGGGUCGGAUCUAUAACGACGAAACCACCAAUCCGAACGAUCCGUACCCGAUUCCAGUCGCUUCCAGUGGCCCAUCGGUGGCGGCUCGAAGUGUUUCGCAAAACAACACUGCAACCCGGAGCACCGGAGGUGGUGGUGGUGGUUCUCAGGGACAGCAAGGGCCUGCGAUGCAGUGUACGUUCGUGAUGAAUCGAACCGGCAUGGCCACCAGUCAGUCGCUCAGUCCGAAUGGUACGAUUCACUCCAACUCGAACCAAAGCCGCAGCACGGACACACUGGCCAUGGCCAUGGAGGGUAACUAUCUCGAGCCGACACCGAACCGCACGGGCACGGGGACUACCGCUGGUGGACCUACGACGGUGGUGCAACCACACACGAUCACCACACGAUUUCAGCAGGGAUUACGCCUAAGCUCGGUCAGCAGUGGUCCAAUUAGUCCGGAUAUAACGUCACCCGGUUCACCGAACAGCAUGACCAAUAUCCUAGAGGUCACGACACUCAAUCCUCUACCGACCUCUCAUACGAGCGGAAGCGUGCAUCAGGGUGUGAGUAAUCUAUACCAAGAGUUCCCGGUUAAGGACACGACGGCACUGCAGCAUCAGCUACACCUGCACCAUCACCAUCAUCAUGUGCAUCAUCCAAUUGGAGCUGGUAACGUCCUACCCAGUGGCAACCUUCCCGCCGGUGGCAUUCUGGUACGGACUUCAAUGGAUGUCCCACCACAGGAGCUAGCACCGGCCGCCACCGGCGCCGUCACUGGAGCACACAAUGCAUCAUCGGCCUUACUUUGCGAUCCUAGCAUAGUCGCUUCCACUACCGUCGAGUGUGGUGGAGGUGAUCUUCCUCCGUCUACACCAGACGGACUGGAUCCCGGACGAAUGUACAUGAAUGUAAAUAUAAGCGCCUCGGUCGGUGACGCCAAUGCCAAUGGAAUGAGUAGUUCCGGUAGUAAAGCUAAAAACGCGGCCACGUUCAGCAGUAAGAGCAACUCGAGUCUGAUUUCGAUUUCAAACUUCAACAACAACAACACCCACCACAGUACGGGAUCGUUCGAUGAGGGUCAGUAUCAGAACGUACGAACACCGACCUCCAGUGGACCGGCCCCAGGCGUCUGCACCACUGUGGUGAGUGCCGGAGCAGGAGCUGCAGGUAACAUAUUUGCUCAGUUUCACCGGUUGAACAGUAGCAACACGGUCACGGGACCGGAUCCGACACGAUUUUACGAGAAUCUAGAACCUGCCGAAUUGAAAGCGAGUCUUCUCAGGAGUGCUCCACGCUGCUCGAAGCCCGACAUUUUCAGUAAUGUCGAGUUACCACCGGUAGAGCAUUCGGAACCGUGCACUCCGACCACAACGGGCACUUCUGUCGCUGCUGCUGCCGCCGUCGCCGCUGGAGCACAUGUACGCAAGGUCAACUACAUCGUACUCGAUCUCGAUCAGUCCAGCUCAUCGCACAACAUUAGCGGGUCUACCGGUUCUAGUGGCAACGGAACCGGUGGCGUCCUCUCACCGACUGGUUCCGUACCGGGCGUUACUCUCAAUGGCAAUGGUAUACCGAAUGGAGGCAUUCUAAUAGGCAGCGGGGGUAGCAACGGUACGAGCAACGGUAUCAACAACAACAAUAACAACAACAGCACCGUCGUUAACCUAAACGGUGUCGCCACGACACCCCUCAUCGGAACGGUAACCGGAAUUGGCGCCGGUGAACGGGGCGUAGUGGUGGGAACCGUCGCUACAGUGGCCACCGUUGCCACUGGUGUCGGUUUGCUGCCGCCGGAGAGUCCGAAGAAAGCAUCGCUCGGGUACGCAACGAUCGAUUUCAACAAAACCGUCGCCCUCAGCAACUCGACCACACCGUCCUCGGAGCUGGACAGUGAAGGGUCUCGAAAAACGCGGCACAACUCCACCGUUACACCGCUCGCACGGCAAAGCAACUCCGUGAGCGAUUAGCCGUCGGUCUAAUCUGGUCGACAGUUGAGGAGCCCGGGAGAUUCAAUAGCGUACAUUAAUGUGGAUGUUUCUCUUUAAUGUUGUUUUUAGGAAAAUCUGAUACCAAAUUAUAUCCCCCUUCCCACCCCUGUUAUUAUCCCGAUCAAUCAGUGCAAUACGUUGUUCCUACCGCCAGCAUAACGAGAAAGAGAUCGGAAGAGAAUGUAGAGAAAGGAGUUUUUGAAGGCGAAAUGAUGAUAUUAGGCGAAUGAUGAUCAAACAGUAAUAAGUUAAUAGAUUCUUUUUUUUUCCUUUUUACUGUAGGCCACGCUAUUUAUAAUAACUGCAACUAUUUUGCAUCCAUCGCACGCAAGUUUAUCCAUGUGUGUGAGUGUGUGUGCUUAGUAUAUCAUUUUAGGCACCAAGAAAAGGUGCCAACUUUUAUUCUAUUCAUAUAUUUAUACAUAAGAUUUUAGGUGAAUUUUUAAAUCCAUUUUUUAUUGAUAUUAGUACAUUUUUACACCAAAUUUAGUCUUGAGAGGACCCCAAGGGCACAAACAAGAGUUGUUUUAGGUCAAUAUUAGAUAUAGUUUCAUUAGCGUAUUUUUUUUUUCAAUUAAAAACCCUUUUUGUCCCUUAUUAUCCAGAAGGCCGAUAAAACCGAGAAGCUGCCAAAGAACAACAUCGACACGCGAAAAACAGGGCAGAAGAAAAUGUUUCUAGACCGGAAUAAUGCUAGUUUAUGUUUCACUUUUCUAUCCGCUAGCAGUUAAUGGAAAUCCACGAACGAGCGAUCGUUUGCAAAAUGAACCAAAGCAGGGGCUCAAAAAUCGAAAACCGUUUGUACCAAAAACAAAGCAAAACAGAAAUCCUGAAGACGAGGGAAUGUAGUAGUUUGAAAUGUAACCACCAAAGGAUAUCGUAAGGAACGCCGGAACGUACACAGUUGUCGUUAGUUUUAAGAGCGGUGUGAAGCUAGAUAAUAUAAGGUGAAGUUAAUAUUAAAGCUAAGUGACGGUCAUAGCGUGUUACGGACUCAUCAGUCAGGUUCGAUUGACCCUGGGCCGACCGAUAAAAAAGACCGAAUAUGAUGAAAACCCCAUGUAAGUGUAGCCAAAAACCAUGUGUUAGCUAAGCGUAGGUGCGAGUACCGCGAUGAGAGUGUUGUGUAUUUACUAGCUAAAUGGGAAGUACGUGCGGUGGUAACAAAGAAGAGACACAACUACCAGUGAUUCGUUAAGUUUGUUCAUUUUAGAUUUGAACUGAAACAUUUAGCUCGUAAGAUUAUUAAUGAAAGAAUUCCCAGCGAAACGACUGCCGCUGGUCUCGCUGGAUUUGAAUGUUAAAGAGG